Messenger RNA from Malus domestica (apple), 2199 nucleotides. RefSeq names its product putative pumilio homolog 8, chloroplastic. Gene Ontology annotation, biological process: post-transcriptional regulation of gene expression. The record is from RefSeq and is a predicted model, not a curated record. Lineage: Eukaryota; Viridiplantae; Streptophyta; Magnoliopsida; Rosales; Rosaceae. Gene Ontology annotation, molecular function: mRNA binding. Gene Ontology annotation, cellular component: cytoplasm.
CACGGAGAGAGAGAGAGAGAGAUUUGGCCACUUUUUUCUCUUCCUCUUCACGCUUUCUCUCUCGCAUGAAAACUUUCCAUAAGUUGCAUGCAAACUCACACCCCUAUUGAAACUCUCUCACUUCCCAUUUCAGUCUCUGACUGGUCAAGCUUUUCCCCUUGUUUUUCAAUUGCCCCCCAAUUAAGAAUCUUCCUCUCAGUCUCUCCCCCAUCGCAAUUUCAGAAUCCCCCUAUCUCUCAAAAAACCUCCGAAAGUUCGAAGCUUUUUCUCUCUCAAGACUCCAGAGUCGGAAUCUCAUCCCUGUUGAGGCGGGAGAAUGGAGGGUUUUCGGUGCUUCCCGGAAACGAAGUCGCUUUGGGCUCCGAAAUUUUCGUCGCCAGAAUGUGUGCCCGGAAGCUCAUCGUCGCAGAACCACAUUGGGGGAGAAUCCCAUUCUGAUCAAACCCUGGAGGCUGCCUUUUCUCGCCUAAAUGUGUCAGCUUUCAGCCGCCAGCAGCCGCGUAUUUCUGGCAUUGACGGCGGAGAUCACAGUAAUGGAUCGGCGCUGAACUACCCAUCAAGCGAACACGGAUAUAGCGGCGGAAAUUCGUUGCCUUUUGGAGGCGGAGAGUCGUUACAGAGUGCUCUGAGCUUGCAGAGCGGCGGGGAUCGGGUUUUUGGGAACCUUGGUCUUGAAAAUUGCUGGGUGGACUCUGAUAUUACUAAUGGCUCGAAUGGCUUUGUUCCCAAUCAAGAGUGCUGGGUGCAUUCUGACAUUGCUGGGUUUAGUGAAACACUGGAUCGGUUGUCGUUGGCUGAUUUGCGCGGAAAAAUUGCUGCUUUGGCCAAGGAGCAGCACGGCUGUCGUUUUCUGCAGAAAACAAUGGAUGUUGCACCGAACAGGGAUGUGAUUGAUUUGAUAUUCUUGGAGGUUAUGGAAAAUGUGGUCGUUUUGAUGCUUGACCCUCACGGGAACUAUGUCGUCCAGAAGCUUGUGGAGGUCUGCACUGAAGAGCAGAGGACCCGUAUGCUUUCGAAGUUGAUAAUGGAGAGUCAUACGUCACUGGUUUGUAUUGCCCUGGACAAUCGCGGGACUCGCACUGUACAGAAAUUAUUGCGGUAUGUUACUAACCAAGAGCAAGUGUCGCUGAUUAUGGGAGCUCUGAGCCCUGGUGCCGCUGUGUUGAGUAAGAACAACAACGGCCAACAUGUGAUCGAAUAUUGCUUAGAGAAUUUUUCUGAGGAAGACAACAGGGGCCUUCUAUGUGUGGUGGCUAUUAACUGUUCUACGAUUGGGAAGGACAAAAGUGGCUGUUGUGUGCUACAAAAGUGCGUUGAGCACUCUAGUGGUGAAAAUAGAGAACGCCUGGUUAAUGCUGUCAUAGGGAAAGCAACAGUACUUGCAGUAGAUCGCUACGGAAACUACGUGGUGCAACAUUUACUGGGUUUGAGGAUCCCGCGAAUCACACAAAAUCUUUUGAGACAACUUCAUGGCAGUUAUAUUUCUGUAUCGUUGAAUAAGUACGGUAGUUGCGUUGUGGAGAAAUGCUUGUCUGAGUCAAGCGAAGAACAAUCUUCACAGAUUAUAUUUGAGCUGGUUACCCACCCAAAUGUGUCAAUGCUUCUUGUUCACCAGUAUGGGAACUAUGUCAUCCAGACAGCACUCGAGGUUUCUAAGGGUAUCUACCAUGAAGCUCUACUAAAUCUGGUUGGUUUAUACUCCGACUUCUUGCGUGGGAAUUCUUAUGGAAGAAAGGUACUGGCUCGGCGUGACAGGUGCCUGCGGCAUAAAUAGACAAGCAAGGUUUCUUCCGCCUACAUUUCAAGGUCACAUUUGUCGGUAGGGCUGCAAGGGUUCGUUAAUUGGAACAGUGGAAAAUAUGCGUGUGGAUAUCAGCAGCCGGGUAGGAGCUAACUUUAGUUUUUGUAACAUCGAAAUCCUGUCCAGAGGGGAUCAUAGAGCGAUGUAGAGUUGAGUGAUCCUCCAACGGUUUUGUGUUGGGGGAAUAGGUUUUUGUAUUGUGAUCGCUCCCACAGUUGAUUGUUGUACUCUGUCAUGUCAACUGGGAAGGCAAUAGCUAUGAAGAAAUUAUUCUGAAUUAACUCUGCAGUAAUUUUCUUUUCUUUUAUCCAUGUAAAACAGUAAAAGUGGAAACAAUGUAAUAGUAUGUGUUCUUACUGCUAAAAGUUUCAGUUUCAGAUGCUAUUUAUACUUACGUA